Molecule: messenger RNA, 370 nt
Organism: Spirodela intermedia
Lineage: Eukaryota; Viridiplantae; Streptophyta; Magnoliopsida; Alismatales; Araceae
Source: the annotation of a GenBank genome assembly
AUGAAGAAGGGGCUCCAAGCUUACGCAGCGGUGCUGAGGCUGGUGCGGCGGCUCCCGGCGGAGGCGCGGCCGUACUACGCCAAGUACGCGCGGGAGAACUUCGUCAACUACCGAGAGGUCGACGCCGGCGACGGCGAGCAGCUGGACGAGCUCCUCCUCAGAGCCUACAACCACUCCCUCUGGGUCCUCAGCAAGGUCCGUUUCUCCUCCGCUGCCUCCUCUCUCUCUCUCUCUCUCUCUCUCUCUCCUGCCCCUCGCCGCCACCGCAGUCCGGACCAUUCUGAAGUAAUUUUUUGCUCCUCGUUGCUCCCGGCAGUAUUCCGUGGACCGAUCCGUCGCCGACGAUCUGAAGAGGGUCUGCGCCAAAUGA